Aspergillus luchuensis is the source of this 1557-nucleotide messenger RNA. Its product is annotated as 3-oxoacid CoA-transferase. The record is from RefSeq and is a predicted model, not a curated record. Bases 1 to 1557 code for a protein of 518 amino acids. NCBI's taxonomy places the organism in Eukaryota, Fungi, Ascomycota, Eurotiomycetes, Eurotiales, Aspergillaceae. Gene Ontology annotation, biological process: ketone body catabolic process. The transcript has 3 exons. Gene Ontology annotation, molecular function: succinyl-CoA:3-oxo-acid CoA-transferase activity.
AUGCCGUCACAAGUGGCGACAUGUCUGCGCCUUGCGCGGCAGUUCUCUGCUGAUCCCAGCAAGCACCAACGAUUCCUCGCACGUGCUUUCUCUAGCAGCAUUCGUCGACCUGAGAUCAACAAGGUGGUCUCUUCUGCAGACAUCGCAAUCAAGGAUAUGAAGUCGAACUCGACACUAUUGGCUGGUGGCUUUGGUCUCUCCGGUGUACCAGACACUCUGAUCAGCGCGGUGUGCGCGAAUCCCUCCAUCACGGGAUUGACAGUCGUCAGUAACAAUGCUGGAGUCGACGGAGCAGGUCUCGGUCUUCUUCUCCAGUCUAAGCAAAUUAAGAAGAUGAUUGCUAGCUACGUGGGCGAGAAUAAGACCUUCGAGCGCAUGUACCUGACCGGAGAGAUCGAGCUCGAGUUGACUCCUCAGGGUACCUUGGCGGAACGUUGUCGUGCCGGUGGUGCGGGCAUCCCGGCUUUCUACACUCCUGCCGCCUGUGGUACCGUUGUGCAGACGGGCGAGUUGCCUCUGAAGCAUAAUUCCGACGGAACUGUCGCGCUUUACAGUGAGCCUAGGGAUGUCAAGGUCUUCGAUAAGAAGAGUUACGUCAUGGAGGAAGCGAUCAAGGGUGACUAUGCGUUUGUGAAGGCCUGGAAGGCUGAUAAGCUGGGUAACUGCCAGUUCCGCUAUGCUGCGGCUAACUUCAAUGGUGCCAUGGGCCGCAAUGCGAAGAUGACCAUCGUCGAGGCGGAGCAUAUUGUUGAACCGGGUGAGAUUGAGCCCGCUGCUAUUCAUCUGCCGGGCAUCUAUGUCAAGCGGGUGAUUCAGAGCACAGCCCCCAAGAACAUUGAGAAGUAUACCUUUGCGAAGGAAGAGGGUGAGGAGGCGGCUGCCCUGGGUAAGGGUGAUACUGCUGCUAAGCGCGAACGCAUCGUUCGUCGUGCAGCGAAGGAGUUCAAGAACGGGAUGUAUGCGAACUUGGGUAUUGGCAUGCCCAUGCUGGCGCCUAACUUUGUCGAUCCCUCUGUAGAGGUCAUGCUGCAGUCCGAGAACGGCAUCCUGGGUCUGGGUCCGUACCCUCAAAAGGGACAGGAGGAUGCUGAUCUCAUCAACGCUGGCAAGGAGACAGUCACGCUGCUGCCUGGAGCUGCUUGCUUCGGGAGCGAGGAGUCCUUCGGUAUGAUCCGUUCGGGACGGAUCGAUCUGACUAUUUUGGGUGCUAUGCAAGUCAGUGCCCGAGGUGAUUUGGCAAACUGGAUGCUGCCUGGCAAGAUCAAGGGCUUCGGUGGAGCUAUGGACCUCGUAUCGAACCCCUCCGCCACCAAAGUGGUGGUGACCAUGGAGCACACGGAUAAGAAGGGCGGUCCGAAGAUCGUGAAGCAGUGCGAAUUCCCCUUGACCGGAAAGACGUGCGUCAGCCGGAUCAUCACUGAGCUCUGCGUGUUCGACGUCGACUUUACGGAUGGACUGACGCUGGUUGAGCUGGCCGAUGGAGUCACCGUGGAUGAGGUGCGGAGCAAGACGGAGGCACCAUUCAAGGUGGCUGAUGAUGUCAAGCCGAUGCUGUAA